AUGUUGAUUAAUCAAAGAAAUGUUCUACCAACUUUCCUGGUAUUAUAUUUGCUUUUUAAUUACGACGGAGUUCAAGGAGAAAUAAAGUUGUCAGAACAAGAGGAAUUGGCAUUGGAGAAGCAAUUAAAACUUUUAAACAAAUCAGCGGUCAAAACAAUUAAGACUAAAUGGGGAGAUACAUAUGACUGUGUGAAUUUCUACAAACAACCUGCGUUUGAUCAUCCAUUAUUGAAGAAUCACAACUUUCAUCCCAAGAUGAAACCCACUUUACCUACGAUAAAACAUAUUUCGAAAAACUCAACUGUUGAUAUAUUUUCGAAGAUAUCGUUAGAGAAAAACAAUUGUCCUUCUGGAACCGUUCCUAUCAAAAAAAUUACCAGAGAUGAUCUUAUUAGACAAAGAAAUAUGCCAUCACCAGAAGAUUUCGCAUAUGAACCCCAAUCAGAGACUAAUAAAGUUGUUGAACCAACAGGAGGAUACAAUUACAAGCGUGCAAUAGUUCAUACUCCCAAAAAUCAUAAAAAUAAGUUUGGUGGAGCUGGAAUGGCAGCUAGUUUAUGGAGUCAUUAUGUUUUUGAUAAACAACAAAGUGUGUGUCGAUUGAAGAUUCAAAAAGGACAAGAUAGUAUGCAAGUUGGUUGGCGAAUAGAUCCAACAUUAUACGGAGACAGGAAAACUAGGUUUUUUAUACAUUUUCAAGCUGGGAAUACACAUUGCUUCAAUACAUUAUGUCCCGGCUUUUUGUUAGUAAACAAUAAUAUACUUCUCGAUAAUGCAUUUGCCAAUGUUUCUCGAAGAGGGAAUCAUGAACAACAACCGGAGAUUGUUGUGUACAUUGUUCGGGAUCUCGCGAAUGAACAUUGGUGGCUUUUGCUUGGAGAAAAACAAGUUGUAGUUGGUUUUUGGCCUAAUUGGAUUUUCACCGCAUUAGCAAAUGAUUUUGCUACAAAUGUCGAGUGGGGUGGAGUGACAUAUACUCCUCCAGAAGAUUUUGAACAUUAUGCCCCAAUGGGCUCUGGCAUGAUUCCUGUACGUAUAGCACCUGCACAUGAUGCUUAUUGUAGGGCACUUAUGGUUUUAAAUGAUAAGGGUGAAACGCUAAACGUAAUAAAGACACCAAUAUUUUUUGACAAUCGAACACUAUACCAAGUCGUUGAUAAACCAUUUUGGGAAAAUGUAGAUUUUCCACAUUAUGUAUUUUAUGGGGGAACUCAUAUGCCAGGGAUAGAUAAACAUGUGUAA
Messenger RNA from Solanum stenotomum, 1242 nucleotides. RefSeq lists its product as uncharacterized. Bases 1 to 1242 code for a protein of 413 amino acids. The transcript is spliced from 8 exons. The record is from RefSeq and is a predicted model, not a curated record. NCBI's taxonomy places the organism in Eukaryota, Viridiplantae, Streptophyta, Magnoliopsida, Solanales, Solanaceae.